Molecule: messenger RNA, 3992 nt
Organism: Wyeomyia smithii (pitcher-plant mosquito)
Lineage: Eukaryota; Metazoa; Arthropoda; Insecta; Diptera; Culicidae
Product: ubiquitin-conjugating enzyme E2Q-like protein 1
Exons: 6
Coding region: 2256-3140 (294 amino acids)
Source: RefSeq, a predicted model, not a curated record
ACACUUCAACUCAGUUUAACUCGAAUCGUCGCCGUGUUUGGACCGUUCUCUCGGCCUACGAAACCGUUGCGUCGUCUCCUGGGGUGCAACGUGAAAGGGGCGGAAAACAGUCAGAUACACGGAGGACUGUGUGCCGCGGCACUGUUGACACAACAAAGAACUGGCAGAAUCCCGCACGUAGUGAUCUGUGUUCUCUCGAGAAAAGACUACAAUGGUAGCACACCGUCAGCGCCAAUAGUGCAGAUAGUAAGUUCGUCGGCUGCAGUUCCGUGUUCGCGAAGCGAAGUGUGAAUGCAUUUAUUGCGUGUCCCACUGCAAGCAGGAAUACACACCGUGGAAAGGAGAAGAAGAAAUCCAAAAAUAACCUCAACCAGUUUUACCGGCAAUCAGCUGCUGUUGUUAAUGCAUUAUUACAGUGGUGCGUCGUUAUUUUGGUGAUGAGUAGCAUUUGGUGUUUAAAAAAAUCUUGUGAAAUCUCUGACAAGUGAGUUGAGGGCGUUGUCACAGUAGUCACAGAGUGGUGAAUAUCCAUGAUUUUUGUGCACGGUGCUGUCACGUUUCUUUCUUCGAUAACUGAGCAACACAUCAUUGUUUGGAGAUAACGAGAAUAGGGAACAAGAAAUCAAGCGAAAGAAAAAUAUUACAAGCAUCAUCACCAGCCGCUACAGUCCGUGGUUGUAUGUGUUUUUACGAUAGACUCAGUGUUAUCAAACAGCACAAAGAAACAGAAGCAUCUGUGGCGCACAUUGUCGUGAAAGUUAGUGUAUUUUUUAUGGAAAUCCCUGCUCUUGGUGUUUAUCAACGGAAGAAUAUUCUACGAUCACAUUCUACUUGGCAAUCAGUUGGAUACUUAGUGUACUGAGCGCACACUAACGCGUACGCGUAAAGAAAGCAACAACAAAGGCAGACAAAGCAGAAAACAGCAGCAGUAAAGCAAAACAAAUAAACAAACCCAAAGGUAGAUUGUUUGUUGAUAGUUUUAUUAUCGUAGUUACUGCCAGUGUGCCGUUGCCGUUGUCGUCGUCCCACCCGGUAAGGUUCAGCUUUGAUUGAACUUGCCGUCCGGUCUUGCAGCUGGAGUUUUCUUACAGGGUGCAAUAGCAUCCAGUAUCCUACGACUUUCGUGCUUGUGAACCGGUUGGGUGAGAAAUCAGGAAAGCAGGUGCGUUCAACUCGAAGCAGUCUCAGCGAGAAAAGCCCACUUCUGGCGGUUUGAAUUAACCAGUUGAGAAUUAUGGGACCAAGGAUUCCGCCUAUCUAACCAUCGAGCUCAGCGCGCUGCAUACGCUCAACCGGCACCCAUCCGCUUUCAGAAGAAUAGAAAAUCAAAUAAAAAGCUGCGAACUUUUGCGAGCAAAAAGCAUCGAAAAACGGAAAACUCUGCUUGCAUUUUUUGUGCCGCUGAAAGAUUUUCCAGUGGGAGAGGUUCAUGGAAAACAUCUAAGCCGCUUACACUCGAGGCGUAAGCAGUACGCAGUGGAUCAAAAGUUUUCUGCUAGCAGCUGCUCAAAGCGAAGCACCACUGGCUAGUGCUGAAUCGAGCGACAGUAAAUGUAGGAACAAUAAACUCCACCACGUUAUUUGCGCAGCAAAUCUAAAACGUCUGCUGGACUCGAACGAAAAGGAAUUGCUUCUCGGGUUUCCGUUCAUUAGAGGUGCUGUAGCUUGAUCCCUCGCUGUGAACUCUUAAACACGUGCUUUGUUGUCCAGAAACUGGUUAGUAGCUGACAAAAACAAACACUUCAGCUGUAAACAUCCGCGCGAAUCGAAAAGUGCCCACCGAAGAAAGGACGGGAAAACCCAUCAGCACAAUCCGUUCACGGCGCAUAUGGGACCAGCAAUGGAAAACUAAUAAACACUAGAACCGAAGCACACCUGCAGCGACAUCCCCAAACGGGACUGAACUGGGCGGGAUACGGCGCCAGCGAGCGGAAGCGAAUGGGCAGAUGGUUCUCGUAGCUUUUUUCGGUAACUCAGUAAAAAUAGUCGGUGGCAGGAGCAGCAGCGACGAUAAAAAUAGACGACGGAACGUCGGGCGUCGGAAAGAUAAACCAAUUUGUUUGAGUGGGUGCUCGCAGCAUCAAUUUGCUUGUGAAAGCUUCUAAGUAGACAACUGACUGUUUCUAUUUGCUUUCCGGAAAGAAGUAGCCCAAUCGGAAACUUUGAUUAAAAUUAUUCUGCUCAAGUAACCGUCACCAUUUUCGAUCCAUCGAUCCGUCUUCAUCACCCGCAGAAUCGAAAACGGUCGAGAAACGAUGUCCUCACGGUCGAAAGAUAAAGUCGCAGCGGCAAUUCGAAAAUUCUUUAAAAGCCCUGACAAAAAGGACCGAGGGCAAAAGGAUAAGGACCAUCAGCAGCAGCAGCAGCAACAACAGCCGCAGCUGCACGGCGCAAGCGGAGGCGGUGCGGAACAGCAGGUUGGACCGGGGCCAGAUGGACAUUCACUACUGCAUCCGGCAACAUUGGCGGUAGCCGGUGCCAUCGUUCCUAGUGGGAGUGGAAGCAGUAGUCACAAUAGCGUCAACAAAGCCAGCACCGGCAGUCCCAUGCGGAGGCUAAGAUGCGCCGUAGCACCUAGUAACAAUAGCGUAGUGAAUGUUCCUGUACCGAAGCCUCUAGAUACAACAAUUCGAUCCAGACGCCUAAUGAAGGAAUUGAAGGAAAUCGAGCGGUUGCAGCAUUCGCGUUCCGAACCCUAUUUCACAGUGGAACUGGUAAAUGACAACCUGUACGAGUGGCAUGCACGGCUCUACCGAGUGGAUCCGGACUCACCCCUAGCGGAGGAUUUAGCCGAGCUGAAUAUUCCCUUCAUUCUGCUGCACCUGGUCUUUCCGGACAAUUUUCCCUUUGCCCCACCGUUCAUGCGUGUCGUGGAGCCUCGCAUCGAGAAGGGUUUCGUGAUGGAGGGCGGGGCCAUCUGUAUGGAGCUGCUAACCCCGCGCGGCUGGGCCAGCGCGUAUACGGUCGAAGCGGUCCUAAUGCAAUUCGCUGCCAGUCUAACGAAGGGACAGGGUCGUGUUUCACGGAAGCCCAAAUCUAACAAAGAAUUUACCAGGCGAACAGCCGAAGAAGCCUUCCGUUCACUAGUCAAAACGCAUGAAAAGUACGGUUGGGUAACGCCUGCCCUUAACGAUGGCUAGAGUAGGAAGACAUUCAGAGCUCAACGACGCAGAAACUUCAGUUAGCAUUUUAGAUACUGAAAACUCGCCAUUUUGAAUUGACGAAUACUGCUAAAUAUGUAGUAGAAUAUUUUGUUCAGAAGAAAACAUAUAGAUUCUUAUGUAUAGUAAAAGAGCUAAGAAUUUCACACGUAACAAACAAUGAUCUCCUCAAAAACGUUCCGACCUUAAAAAGAAAAAAAACACUCUAAAAAAGUUCAAAAUUUUUGUCGAAUGGUCAUCGAGUCUAAAUAUUUUGAAGAACAAGAAAACAUUAACUGUCAAGCGCUAACGCUAACGGCGAUGGCGAUUUGUCUUUACACGGUUAGCGAAUCAGACGGACACUCUAACAUAUUAUAUAUAUUUAGCUAUAUUUCUCAGAUAUUUACCAAUUGACGAAGAAUCGUGUCUCCAACAUCAUCUUGUUGAUCCUCUGCUUACUGUAUGAAGUAGUUUUUAACGAUUGGUUAAUGUUUCGCUAACUGUGCGAAUAACUAGAAGGUUCAGCGUGGCUUCAAUUUAUUGCAUACUCCGUUUUCAUACUGUUAUCACACAUCACACAAAAAGAAUUUACUUAAGAGGCGAAAGAUGGAAGCCACGUGUCGGUCAUUCUGCAGAACUUUUACAUCCCUAAACAUUAUACGUCUAAAGCCAAGAAGCAGAAAGACAAGUCACGUGCAUACCUUAGUUGCACACACGGGACACAAAGUGUCCCACAGGACCGCGCUAGUUGUCAGUGAUACUCAAAAACCAAUGUGCAAUGCAGAAUGUGAAUUUGAAUAUAGUACAUAUAGAAUUAAACCAACAAAAAUACCAAAACAGUCGUAAUGUUUU